This is a messenger RNA of Trypanosoma rangeli, 972 nucleotides long. Its product is annotated as glycosomal malate dehydrogenase. Gene Ontology annotation, biological process: tricarboxylic acid cycle; carboxylic acid metabolic process. Lineage: Eukaryota; Euglenozoa; Kinetoplastea; Trypanosomatida; Trypanosomatidae. Gene Ontology annotation, molecular function: L-malate dehydrogenase (NAD+) activity. The coding region runs from base 1 to 972 and encodes 323 amino acids. The transcript has a single exon. Gene Ontology annotation, cellular component: cytoplasm. The record is from RefSeq and is a predicted model, not a curated record.
AUGGUGAACGUUGCAGUCAUUGGUGCUGCUGGUGGCAUUGGCCAAUCCCUUUCCCUGUUGCUUCUUCGGGAGCUGCCUUUCGGAAGUACACUGUCACUGUAUGAUGUGGUUGGUGCACCUGGCGUUGCUGCUGACCUUUCUCAUGUCGACUGUGCUGGUGUCACAGUGAAGCACGCUGCUGGGAAGUUGCCUCCUGUUCCCCGUGACCCCGCUCUGACUAAACUGGCCCAAGGCGUUGAUGUUUUCGUCAUUGUGGCUGGUGUGCCGCGCAAGCCUGGUAUGACACGCGAUGAUUUGUUCAGGGUGAACGCUGGUAUUGUUAUGGACCUUGUCUUGACAUGCGGUGCGGCAUCUCCCAGUGCCUGUUUCUGCAUUGUCACUAACCCUGUGAACAGUACCGUACCCAUUGCGGCCCAAGCACUGAAGAAGCUUGGCGUGUACAACAAGAAUAAGCUGUUUGGUGUGAGCCUUCUCGAUGGGCUGCGGGCCACACGUUUUAUCAACAACGCCCGCUACCCUCUGUCCGUUCCGUUUGUGCCGGUUGUUGGUGGGCACAGUGAUACCAGCAUUGUGCCGCUGUAUUCGCAGAUUGCAGGUCCUCUUCCCGCUGAGUCGACGCUGAUGGCUAUUCGCAAGCGUGUGCAGGUGGCGGGAACGGAGGUGGUUAAAGCAAAGGCGGGUCGCGGCAGUGCGACGCUUUCUAUGGCUGAGGCAGGCGCCCGCUUUGCCAUGUAUGUUGUAAAGGGAAUUAUGGGUCUGGAUUCACCUUUGGUAUACGCGUUUGUCGAUACGGACGGCAAACACGAUUGCCCCUUCCUCGCGCUGCCGGUAAUUAUCGGAAAGAAUGGCAUUGAGAAGCGUCUUCCUAUUGGCCCCAUCACGGCCGUCGAACAGAAGAUGCUUGAGGAAGCUGUCGCUGUCGUGAAGGGCAAUAUUGCGACGGGUGAGACAUUCGCACGGUCGAAGCUGUAA